GCAGUCAAACACAAUCUCUGGUUCAAUAAUUCAAAAGUUUAGGGUGGAUUAACACGUUUUCAUGUUUUGUACGACCUAAACAGCAGAUUAAUUGAUCUCCGUGUACAGGUCUUAAUUGAGUUACUUACUUGAGGAUAGAAAACUUUGGAUGGGAUCAUCUUUGGUGCGUUGCGAACAUGGAUCACGGACUUGCGUUAAAUUCUGGCUGUAACGUUACUGACACGCGGCAGAUUGACCUGAGAUUGAUUGUGAAAGAAGAAGAUAUAAAAGAGGAGGAAUAUGAUCAUAUGAUUGCAUUUCCACAUGAUGAAGAAAAGCCAUUUGCAGAGCCUCACUGUAAAACUGAAACGGACAUUAUUGAGACAGACGUCGCUGAGUCCAACGUUACUUUCACUGAAACACAACAGGCAAGAGCGGAGGUUAAAGUGAAGAAAGACGAGGAGGAAGAAGAGCUCUAUUAUCUCCUAGGAGAUACAACACAACAGAAGACCAUCCAUGGACAGGAUGAUGAGCUCAACAUGCAACUCAAAGGAAGGACGCACCACUGCACUGUCUGCAAGAGGAGUUUUACGACCCUAAGAGAACUUGAGAAACACCAGCAAACACACUCUGUUAGGCAGAAAAUGCAAAAAUCAAAGAAAAAGCAAAAGACUCACAGAAAGUCUCAUCAAUGUCCCCUGUGUGAAAAAACUUAUACAGCAUCUUCAUCUCUUCGACUGCACAUGUACAUACACACUGGAGAAAAGCCUCAUAAAUGUGACCAGUGCGGGAAAGGUUUUUCACAAAUUCAACUUCUCAGAGUCCAUUUGUUUACACAUUCUGGCGAGAAGCCUCAUAAAUGCGACCAGUGUGGAAAAGGUUUUAUACAAAUUCGAAAUCUUAAAUCCCAUAUGUUAAUACACACUGGAGAGAGCCCUCAUACUUGUGUCCAGUGUGGAAGAGGUUUUCCGUCAAAGUCAGGUCUUAAAUCCCAUAUGCCUACCCAUACUGGGGAGAAGGCUUAUAAAUGUGUCCAGUGCGGAAAAGGUUUUGCACAAGCUUCAAAUCUUAGACAACAUAUGGUAAUACACACUGGAGAGAAGGAUUAUACGUGUUCCCAAUGUGGAAAAGCAUUUGGAUAUCUUUCAACUCUGAAAGCGCAUAUGGUAACGCAUACUGGAGAGAAGCGUCAUCAAUGUGUUCAGUGUGGAAAAGAUUUCUUUUUACUUUCAGGCCUGAAAACCCACAUGUUGGUACAUACCGGAGAGAAGCCUCAUAAAUGUGACCAAUGUGGAAAAGGUUUUACACUUGCAUCACAACUUAAAUCCCACAUCCAAACACAUAGCGGAGAGAAGCCUCAUAGAUGUGCCCAGUGUGGAAAAGGUUUUUCAAGUAUUUCAAAUCUUAGAACCCACAUGCUAGUACACUCUGGAGUGAAGCGGCAUAAAUGUGCUCAUUGUGGAAAAGGUUUCGCACUAUUUUCAAGUCUUAAAAAACAUCUGGUCGUACACACUGGAGAGAAGGAUUAUGUGUGCUCUAAAUGUGGAAAAGCAUUUGGACAGCUUUCAACUCUGAAAGGCCAUAUGCUAACACAUACGGAAGAGAAGCCUCAUAAAUGUAUCCAGUGUGGAAAAGCUUAUAUCGCAAGUGCAGGCCUUAGAACCCACAUGUUAACUCACACUGGCGAGAAGCCUCAUACAUGUACCCAGUGUGGAAAAGCUUUUUUUCGCAAAUCAACUCUUAAAAUCCAUACGCGAAUUCACACUAGAGAGAAGUCUUCUAUAUGUACCCUGUCUGAAAGAGCUUAUAUCUCAAGUUCAACUCUUGAAACCCAAAUGCUAAAUCGCACGAGAGAGAGAAGUCAUAAAUGUAUCCAGUGUGGAAAAGCUUAUAUCUCAAGGUCAGGUCUUAGAUCCCAUAUGCUAACACACAGUGGAGAGAAGCCUCAUAAAUGUAUUCAGUGUGGAAGAGCUUUCAUACGAAAUUCAACUCUUAAAACCCAUAUGCGAACUCACACUGGAGAGAAGCCUUAUAAAUGUAUCCACUGUGGAAAAGCUUUUAUGUCAAGUUCAGGUCUUAGAAUCCAUAAGCUAAGUCACACUGGAGAGAAGCCUCAUAAAUGUGUUCAAUGUGGAAAAUCUUUCAAUCAAAGUUCCGGUCUUAAAACCCAUAUGGUAACACACACUGGAGAGAAGCCUCAUAGAUGUAUCCAGUGUGGAAGAGCUUUUAAACAAAUUUCAAGUCUUAAAGCUCAUAUGCGAACUCACACUGGAGAGAAGCCUCAUACAUGUAUCCAUUGUGGAAGAGCUUUUAAUCAACAUUCAACUCUUAAAACCCAUAUCCAAACUCACACUAGAGAGAAACUUCAUAAAUGUAUCCAGUGUGGAAAAGCUUACGUCUCAACAACAGGUCUUCGGAACCAUAUGAAAAUUCACACAGGAGAGAAGCCUCAUGAAUGCAUUCAGUGUGGAAGAACUUUCAAUCAAAGUUCAACUCUUAAAAAUCAUAUGCGAACUCACACUGGAGAGAAGCCUUAUAGAUGUAUCCACUGUGGAAAAGCAUUUACACAAUCCAUACGUCUUAAAACCCAUAUGCAAACUCACACUGACGAGAAGUCUCAUAAUGUGUGUAAUGUAGAAAAAGAUUUUCAGUAAUCGACAGUUUAAAAAAAAAAAAAAAAAAAUGUUUACUGGUAAAAAUCCUCAUAAAUGUACUCCUUGUGAAAAGACUUUUCCAAAAUCCCUAAGUCUUAGACGCCACAUGCUUAUGCAUACCAGAGAGUAGCCUAAUAAAUGUGUCCGGUGUGUAAAAACAUUUAACCCUUAAAGGUGUGGGUUUUUACAUUCUAACGUAAGAUUCCAUUCCACAACAAUUGACGGUUCUAAAAUUCUAGGUUGAAUUCAAUGAACCUAGAUGUUCUUUAGAACGCUCAUUUUCCAACAUACCAGAGAGUAGCCUUAGAAAUGUGUCCAGCGUGUAAAAACAUUUAAAUCUUCUAACAUAUCUCAGAUCCACAUUGUGGUACUACACAAUGGCCCUUAUUUAUCAACUGAGUGUAGAAACCAGCGUAGAUCUGAGCACACAAAUCAUCUUACGACGGGGCUAACGUGUGAAACGUUUGUAUUACUCCAAUUCCAGUGUAAGAAUAAAUAUGUGUUGAUAAAUAUGGCAGCUGAAAACAAGCAUAUUUAAAUAUCAAGUCCCUAUAUGCUCAAUUUUUAAAGGCUUAGCCCCUAGGAUUUAGUGCAUUAUACGUCCAAAAGAGAAACUUUUGACUUUCAGAUAGCCACAGUGACGUUGCAAGUCCAGCUGAACCUUGUUAUUUUUGACAGGCAGAAAAGAAUAGCAAGGAAAGUAUAGCCAUUUAACCUUUAAACACUGUUCAUUGCUACCCCCCUUAAUUUACUGUUUGCGGUCAAAUUUGACUGGACAGUUUUAACUGCUCUUAAAUACCAAUACCAUGACAAAAAGUAUUAUUUAAUAGAACAUUAUUGUAAAUAGACCCUUAUUAGAACAUUAACAUCUACAUUAUGUGUGUUUGUGUGUGUGUUUCUGUAUGUGUAUGAAUGUGUGCGAACACUGGUGGUUCACAUGCACAGU
Alosa alosa (allis shad) is the source of this 3579-nucleotide messenger RNA. Its product is annotated as zinc finger protein 709-like. Bases 177 to 2633 code for a protein of 818 amino acids. The transcript has 3 exons. NCBI's taxonomy places the organism in Eukaryota, Metazoa, Chordata, Actinopteri, Clupeiformes, Clupeidae. The record is from RefSeq and is a predicted model, not a curated record.